CUCGACGCGCAGCGGCUCCGGAAAGCCCCCCUCCCCCCUCCUCCCCUCCUUGUUCUUGGUUUGCAUCCUCUCGAGCUGUCUCGCUCAGCGUAGCCAUCCGGCGCAGGUCGCAGCACGCUCUCUCUUGGCAACAGGGCCCUGUUUAUACCCCAUUCCCUCGGCUUUCCCUGCGCUUCGCCCCUCUCCCCUCUAGCCCUGCAACAUGAUCUCAGUAAUGCCCGCCAGCCCUGCCAUGGUAUCCACCUUUGGCGGUGAUGGCUCGGGCCCUCCGGACCCGUCACUUCUGAACGAGAACCGCUUCUGUCCGGGAUGCAAGAAGUCGGUGAUAGACGAGAAUGGCGGAGUGGUUGUGGCUUUUGGCCAAUCUUUCUUCCAUGUCGACUGCUUCAAAUGCGCAAAGUGCGGGAACCAAGUUACCGCGGACACCAAUCUACUGCUGCUCUCUGACGGCUCGCCAAUAUGUGCAAAUUGUUCCUACAGCUGCAAUGUCUGUCGCCUGCCGAUCCUCGACGAAGCCAUCAUGACAGGCGAUGACUCGUAUCAUGCGCACUGCUUCAAGUGCAAGGUAUGCAAGAACAGGAUCGACGAAUUGGUAUUCGCCAAAACAAGCCAAGGAAUCUACUGUAUGAACUGUCACAACCAACGAGUUGCCCGCAGUCGGCGUCAUGCACAGCGGCAACGGGAGAAGGAAAGAGAGAGGGAAAGGGAACGCGAGAAGGCAGCGAGCGUGCUGAUGAGCUCGGACGCCGCGAACAGUCCCUUAGUUGCCAAAGCAGAGCAAUCGGCUUCGACGAAUGCUGCACAGUCACCCUCGCAGGUUCAAUCACCUUCCGUCUCGUCUGAGGCGUCUACAGCUUCUCCGUCUGCUCAUCCCCCAGCCAACGGUAGCGCAUCCCAUCGGGGUUCAAUGACAUCUCUGAACUUGAAACAAGCCAAUUCCCAUGUACCGGACGAACCUCGUGAGCGGACACCUUCUACUGCCAGCCGUUUAGCACCCCAACCGGCAUCCCUGAGCAUCAGCAAGCGCCCUUCUACUGCUCCCAACGGCGAUGGACCUGCCCCCGCAGUGCGCUCAGCAACACUCGAUUUGGCACGACCCCCGCUCGAACGCUUGACAUCCAUGCCAACUCCCAGGAUGGAUUCUCUGGCUGUGCCGGGGAGUGACGGCGCUGACAGACAUAUACAAGCAAGAAAGAGCUUUGACGGAGGCGUGCGCCCGGCGUUCCAGCAGCAACUUCGGUCGACUCCCAGCGCCUACUCGCUGAACGCUGCGAGCGGUAGCGGGAGUAGUGCCUUGAACAUCCCCAACGGAGAGACUUCUCGUCGGGACAAACGGCAGUCUAUCAAUCCCGCGCUGGCUCAGUCUUUCAGCGGUACGGCUUCUCCAGCGCGCGGGUCCCCGCAAGCAACUUCGCCACUGCGAGACGCCUUUGGUUCGCAGCGUCCCUUCGCAGAGAGCACUGGUCCAGAACACCCCGCAUUCACACGUGUUGCAUCCUCGUCACGCCCGUCCACGCCUUCAUCCCCUCGCAAUUCUCUCGACCAGGGAUCGCAGAUUAGCCGAGCUCGCUCAGGUUCUUCGGGCGUGAAUGUCCAACGCCCAUCCGAGCAGGAUCGGCUGUCGCGUGCGCCCUCUCGCUCCCGUUCCACCCUGAAUAGCCCUGCAUCGCGUUCGAGCAGCAGAGUUGCCGACCACCUCACCUUCCAGCCUCAAUCCGCCGAUCGUCCGGAGUACACUGCGAGGACAUCAAGCCUGCGUAGCCACGAACAUCGACGCCCUCCCAGUCUCGUUCUUCCCGACAGUAAUAUCCGGCAUCAACGCUCUUUCGACGACAGAGCUCGCGCGAGUCCGAUGCAAGAGACUAGGCCAUCGAACGGAACACUGGAGGUAUCAUCCCGUCCACCGAGCAUACCAACGCCCACGUCGCCGUCGCACCGUGUAGAUGUCCCGCGUGGCGUCGAAAGCGGUACGGAUACGGAACCCGAGUCGGAGGACGCGCACCGUCGUCCAGAGCGUGACGUGCCACCGACUCCUCCACCCAAAGAGCCCCCUUCCGCAAGAUCUGGUCGCCCUGCUCUGAACCGUCUCAACACUGGCAGCAGCGUCAGUGUCAGUCACGAUACAGCGGAUGACAGUCGACCUAACAGCGAAGACGCCACUGUUGAAUCUCCGGAGUCCUCACCUGUGGAACGAACCUCGCAUGCGACGUUUAUUGCUCCGGCCCUACCCCCGAUCCGUAUCUCGAUGGGCGGUUCGGACUUCUCAGAGUUGCUAAAGUCCGUUGGUGGUGACGUAACAAAGCUCGAGCAGCUUGCGGAGGUUACGGAGAGCGGUAGCCGUGAACUCGAUCUCACAGCCACGUCGCCUCAGGUUCUCGUUCAGUCGAAACGAGACUCCAUGCAACUGUUGACACCGAGGAGCGAUGUCACGAUUACCGAGUCAACGGAGUCUCGGGUUGAUGACACACCUGCGAAACGGCCUUCACCUGGACCACGUCAACGCGGCAUGUCGGGCGGAAUUGGCGGAACUAUGAGCUCGUCACUGUCAUCAAUCAGUUCGUCCAUGACGACUGAUGUGUUGUCGAGGUUCCCGUCUGUUCCUCGCGCGAGGCCCAGCUUGGACAGGCCAUCUCCAGUAGAUGAGUUUUCUGCGUCCUUAGAGGCCACCUUCGGCCACGAGGAUCUCAACGCGUCGGCACUUGCGCCCACUCGCAUUACAAUCAACUCAGAGGAUGGUACGAUGCAGGCGCCGCCGCAGGCGAAUUUCUCCGAUUCGCUGAGGUCCCAGCUGCAAGACAAGUUGGCAGCUGCUACGGACCUUGGCAACACUCAAAUCACUCUGGAUGUCGAGCUUGUGCAGACACUCUUGACAGCAUCCGAUCAGCAACAGGUGGACCAUGCUGAUUUCAAACGCAGGCUCGACGGCAUGAAGCGGGCCAGUCAACAAUACAUGGAUGGCUUGACCGUUGCUCAGACAGAGUAUGACCGGGAGCUGAAAGCUCGACGGGAUGCAGAGGCCGAAGUUACCCGGCUCCGGAUCCUGCUUUCCGGCCAGGCAGCACGACUCUCCGCCAUCUCAGGCGAGACGAAGCGUCAAGAGGCCCAGAAACAACUUUCAGAGGAGCUCAGCAACAACCUAUCGAGUCUCGGCAGAUCAGUAUCGCAAUUGAAGGUGGAGCGUGACAUGACACUGGCGGAGGUCGAGCAACUCUCUGCCUCCAAGAGUUCCAACACUCCUGUAGAGGGUGAGGAUGGCGCGGCCUCUCUAGGUAGAGCGUUGUCUAUGCGCUUUGACAACAUCAAGAACAAGUACCAGACCGAGCUUGUUCCGCUGACUGAGCAACGCGAGGCCCUUAUGCGAGAGAUCACAGUUCUCAGGGCUUCACGCGAUGCGUACCUGGAGGAGACGACUGCGCUCAACGCUCGGAACGAACAACUCGCCCAAUUGAACUCCCAGUAUGUUCGCCGCAUCGAGGCAGCUGGAUUUGAUUCCACCAUAGCUAAGCCGGAGGCUGGUGCCGGUGACGGAGGGUACGACAGAGCAAGGCAGAUCCAGAACCUGUCCUCGUCAGUAACAUCUUCAACUGUCGCGCUGUCCGACGAGGGCUCGACAGAGACCUCGAAGUUCAUCAAGAUCUCGAAGCCGGAGUCUGGAGACUCACACGCCCUGCCGACGAAGAUGGCCCCUAAGUUUUUGAAAUGGCCAGGUCACAAGACAACGAAGGAGAACGGUCCGCCGACAACAUGGAGUGACGCCCCCAAGGUCACUGGCCGCAAGGAGCACGUAUUCCAGCAAGUCAGCGUAUUGCGUGUUGCUCGCUGUGACCACUGCGGUGACAAGAUGUGGGGUUCUCAAUUCCGCUGCACGAGCUGCAACAUCGCAGUGCAUACGCGCUGUCUACAGCACGUCCAUCUCCCUUGCACCCAACAAUCGGGUCAGGGUCGCGAUGAACCCUCGCUCCCACCUGCCCCACUACCUCCUUCGAUGUUCGGGAGAGAUCUCAUCGAACAGAUACAGUCCGAAUCGAAGGACGAACCUCGGUUGAUACCCGUGAUCGUCGAAAAAUGCGUUGAAGCCGUUGAUGCACUUGCAUUGGACUUCGAGGGCAUCUAUCGUAAGACUGGAGGUUCAGGCCAGUCUAAGACGAUCACACAGCUGUUUGAGCGCGCCGACUAUGGCACAUUCGAUCUCCUCGACACUGAACGGUUCAACGACAUCUGUAGCGUCACAUCUGUGCUAAAGUCGUAUCUGCGACAACUCCCCAAUCCGCUGCUGACCCAAGAGCUGCAUGCGCAGUUCAUGUCGGCUGCGGGGAUCCGGGAUCCUGAGAUGAGAAGCGAGGCGUUCAUCAGUUGCGUCGUGGAGCUUCCGAAGGAGCACUACUACACUGCUCGCCAUCUCCUUCUACACCUACACAGAGUCAGCGAAUGCAGCGACAGAAACCUCAUGAACGCCCAAAACCUCGGCGUUGUCUUCGGACCUACUCUCAUGCGGUCACGCGAGAUGGUCUCCGAGUUCGCUGACAUGGGUGGCAAGGCCACCUGCGUACAGUGGCUCGUCGAGAAUGCCCCGAUUGUCUUCGAACACCCUAUCUCCUUCGACUAAUCACAGCCUCCGUUCAUACCCACGUCGUUGGGCAGCAGGCUCCCCUCUGUAAGCCUUAGUAGACUCACGUCGGACCUCUGUAUUACUAUCCGACCGUCGUUCCCUUCAGGUUGUUUGUGCGUUCAUAUGCUGGGCGUAUGGCGGGUUCAUUCCACUUAUCUACACGUUGCCCAUCCCGUCAUCCUGUCGUUCCACGCCUUGUACUUCCAGAUUGCCUACCAUCUUACGCAUAUAUCAUUGCACACCUCAUACCCCCGGUCUUUUAUGGAUAUGUAUUCCUCUGUCAGAUAUAUUAUUAUACAUAUUC
Messenger RNA from Rhodofomes roseus, 4913 nucleotides. Its product is annotated as RhoGAP-domain-containing protein. NCBI's taxonomy places the organism in Eukaryota, Fungi, Basidiomycota, Agaricomycetes, Polyporales, Fomitopsidaceae. Gene Ontology annotation, biological process: signal transduction. The transcript has 10 exons. Bases 203 to 4606 code for a protein of 1467 amino acids. The record is from RefSeq and is a predicted model, not a curated record.